AGCAAAAAGCAGAAAGCUGGCAGGACUGAAUUGUCAACAAUGGAAAACAUUUGCUCUGGCUGCUGGAUGUUAGUGGGCUAGUGUUGUCUCUGUGGAUUUCACAUCAAGGAUGGCAUAUCCAGGGAAAUCUCGCUUGAGGAGAUCUUUCAGUGAGCAUAUCAAGGUCUCCACCAACAAAGCAUGGGAUGUCUUUUGGAAGAGUGCACGAGAAAAGCGUCUAUCAGAAAUUGAAGCCAAAGAAGCCUGUGACUGGCUGAAGGCUGCUGGUUUCCCCCAGUAUGCGCAAAUGUUUGAAGAAACUGAAACCUACUGUGAACUUCAUCUUACAGAUAUGCAAUUUCCUGUUGCCAUCAACUCUGUGAGAAAAGAUCAUGAAUUUUUAGAUAAAGAUGAAAUGGAAUCCUUGUACAGACGGUUGAAUACAUUGAAUAAAUAUGCAGCAAUGAAAGUAGAAAUUAAUCGACCAAGAAAGCGGAGUGAUGAAUCUGAAGAGGAUGAGCCUUGUGCAAUAAGCAGCAAAUGGACCUUUGAAAAACAUACUCAGAGAUGGUCUCGUUUGGGGAGCUCAGAAGGUUCUGGUGUGCCACUUCCUGACAAUCUGAGACUCAACAUUUCUGGCAGUGGAGAUAUAGUCUUUUCUGAUCACGGGGAGAGAAAUGAUGAAUCGUCUGUCCACAGUUCCAGCAGUGGAGACAGUGACCUAAUCAGCUUUCCAAAAACCUGUGAGGAGGCUGAGGCAAGCAGGAGCUCUUCAACAUGCUCCUCAAAUAAGUUGGCAUCACCUGACUCCACCUUCAGCUGCUCUCCCUCUCCUAGUGAAACCUUGAAUAUAAUUAGUGAAGACAAACUCAUGGAGAAACCUCCCCAUAAAAAAGGAAGGAGUUUCUUAAAGAAAAUGGAAAAGUUGCGUCUGCGAAGUAGCAAUUUGAAGAGUCAAGGACAUUCAAAGGCCAAGCCCAUUAUUAGCGGACCUAUUCUGAUAGAGGGACUAAAUGAAGAAAAGUUGAGAAACCUCAACUGUGUAAGCAUUUCUAACAUGUCUGAGAGUCAGACAAGUCAGCCUUCUGAUUCACCACAGACCUGUAGUAGCAGCAGUAGGAGCAGCAGUCGCAGCCAGUCUGAAAACAGUAGCACAGUGAGUACCCCAAGCCCUGUUAUCAAAGUGAGGCGACACAGUAAAAGAGGAGGGAUGUAUGCAGAAGAGUUUGAUUCUGGGAAACUUUCUUUGUGGAGUGAUAUUUCUCAGAAUAACUUGAAAAAUGAAAAUCAUGUGGAGAAGAAAAAAGUAUUUCAAGUACCUCAAGGCCAUAAGCCAGGGACUUUCCCCAAAGCACUUACUUAUAGUCUUUUGUCACCCAUAGACAACACUUCUGUGAACUGGAGAACUGGGAGUUUUCAUGGAUGCCGGAGAAACAGGGUUCAGCUUAGUUCUCAGGACUCUGAAACUCCAUCUGGCUCACUUUCAUUGAUGGAUAACAGACUGAGCAUUUAUGACAAUGUGCCUAGCAUUCAUCUGCACAAAAUGGAUAUGCCCGAGAUAGGUGAUGACGAUGUUUUCACAGAGCUAGACAGUGUUAUGGAACAUGUGAAUGGGCUGAGGAAGUUGGUCAGUCAAUGGACAGAGAAGUUCUCUGAUGAGGGGGACUCUGACUCUGCCAGUCACUCCAACCAGUCCACCUCUCCUUGCCCAUCAUCCCCUAAAGAGAUCCGUCUUGAAAUUAAAGAACAUUCAGAGGGAAAAUUGGCUGGAUUUCCAGUUACUGAGGGUGAAGAUUGCAAACAUAUUGAUGAACAUAGCCUCAUGGAACUAGCAUACGUCAUGGAAUCAGGGACAAGACUGGUGUCAACACAUUCUAUCAGCAGCCAUGGAAGAAGACACUGGUCAGCUGAAGAAGGAGUAAAUUCAGAAAGUCUUUCUCUUCAAAUUGACAGCCUGUCUGCUUCCCACCUCAAUCGAAUACAAAAACUGGCUUUGUUAAAGUUAACUUCUUUAAUGGAUAAAUACUCUCCUUCCAGCAAACAAGGAUGGAACUGGACUGUUCCAAAGUUCAUCAGAAAAAUAAAAGCCCCUGAUUAUAAGGACAAAAGUGUAUUUGGAGUACCAUUACUGUUAAAUGUCCAGAAAACAGGUCAUCCACUUCCAAGGAGCAUAGUCCAAGCCAUGGACUACUUGAGAGAUAAUUUUCUUGACCAGGUUGGCCUUUUCAGAAAAUCAGGUGUUAAAUCAAGGAUUCUUUACUUAAGGGAAAUGAAUGAAAAUGACCCAAACAGCAUAACAUAUGAGGGACAGUCAGCUUUUGAUGUGGCAGACAUGGUGAAGCAAUAUUUCCGAGAUCUUCCAGAACCUAUAUUCACAAGCAAACUUUGUGAAUCCUUCCUCCACAUCUAUCAGUAUCUCCCAAAAGAUCAGCAAUUUUAUGCUGUCCAAGCUGCUAUUCUUUUGCUUCCAGAUGAAAAUCGUGAAGCUUUGAAAAUUCUGCUGUUCUUUCUCAGGGAUGUAGUAGCUUUUGUGGAGGAAAACCAGAUGACUCCAGCCAACAUUGCUGUCUGCCUGGCACCAUCUUUGUUUCACCUUAAUACCCUGCGGAGAGAGAGUUCUUCAUCAUCUAGAUCCAGUCAAAGGAAAUACAGUACUGGAAAACCAGAUCAAAAGGAUCUGAGUGAGAAUUUGGCUGCAACACAAGGGCUGGCCCAUAUGAUAAUGGAGUGUCACAGACUCUUUCAGAUACCUGACUAUUACUUUAAUCAGGGUUAUGAAGAUCUGGAUGUUCAGAAUAACUCAGAGGAAGUAGCUCCACCCCAACCCCCUCUAACAAAGCACUCCAGCACAGUGACAUCCCUGGAACACUCAAUGCAGGAUUUGCUUCGAGAUGCCAAAGAAAAAUUCAAGAACUGGGUUGUUUGCUCCAUCUUAGAAGUAGAUUCAGCAUAUAAAAAGGUGGAUGAUAACUACCACAUACGGUUAUGGAAGGCUUCUGUUGAAAUUGAUGCUGCCCCUAAAGUAGUUUUAUACCGGAUACUGAUGGAGCACCACCUGUGGGACCCAAAUCUUCAGCAAACAAAAAUCCUAGAGAUCGUUGAUGAUGAAACAGACAUUUACCACUACACAACAGAGAGUAUGUCUCCACUUCCUCCACGAGAAUAUGUGGUCUUGAGAACUUGGAGGACAGAUCCUCAAAGUGGCACGUGUGUGUUAGCAGCUACCUCAACAAACAGUGAAAGUGCUACUGUGAGUGGGAUCUUAGCUCACGUUCUACUUUGCCAGUACCUUAUAGAAGCUGUAGGCUCUCAGAAAUCCAAAGUGACACAUGUUUGUCGAAUAGAUACCAGGGGCCGGACAACAGAAUGGUACAACAGGGCUUUUGGUCAUUUGUGUGCUGCAGAACUGAUACGGAUUAAACAGUCAUUUAAAUCUUCACUUUACUGAAGACACUUUUGGAGAAGACAGUGCAUGGUGCCCAAGACUGUCUUUUUCAAAGCCCGAGGCUGAGCUGAUUAUCUUUUUUUUAUAAGAGAGGACAUUUAGACAUGUUAUUUUAUUUCAACCAUGUUCUUGGACUGAUUGAUAUCAUGCACUGUUGCUUGUCAGAUAUAUAUUUUAUACAAAGAAAACUGAAUUAUUUUCAAUAUUACAUAUAAGUUAUUUAAAAUGAAUGUCUUCCUUGUUAUAUAUUUUUAAGUAAUGUGUAAAUGUGAGAUUUUAUAUUUUUCAGAUGUUUUAUAAACAACAAAAAAGAAUAUAGUAUAUUGUCUUUGCAGCUCCAAAGUUUAGAAAACUGUCCAGUAUUGUUUUUGGUUUUCUGGUUCUAGUCGUAUAACUGAUUAGUAAUUAAUGACCUUCAUAUAGGAAUUUGUUAUAUCUCUAGAUUACAGAUACUUCUACCACCUUGUAGAUAAGAAGUUAUGUAGAGACAUCUGAAGUUUUUAUCUAAAUUAAACAUUAUGUAGGAAUGGUUUUAUAAGUACAUUGUAGACUAAAUGGGUGCUUUGAGAUGAAAAUGUAUUUACCAUUGUGAAAUAAAUUAGUCUACAACAAUGAUUCAUAUAACAUGUUCAAGAGCCCAAAUGCUUUUGAAUGCAAUAGCCAGUGUAACUUUCCAUUAUGCCUUUAUAUGUCACUAACAGGAUGCCUAUUGUGUGUGAGAAAGAAUAAUGUAGUGGAUUGGGUUGUAAAGAGCAGUGCUGACAAAUGUGAAGAGGUCGUUUUACAUUGGCUUUCCUCAUACAUAAAUUCAUAAAACUGCAUUACUUAAAUCAAACAUAGGUCUUUGCUUCAGGUUUGAGAUAUGAGAAACCUUAAUUCCGUACUGUGGAUUGGCAACAUUUCAUUUCAGCUCACACAUACCUAUACUUGCAGUUACUUCAUAUGUACAAGAACUCUGAAGUGAGCUGGCCUUGGGUGCAACUGCCUUGCUUCAUAAAAUAUAUUGAAUAGCUUAAAGUUCUUAGACUAGUACAGAAGCUGCUCUGAGUAAUUUGGGUAGUAGGAGCUUCGGAGAGUUCUGUUCAAUGAUACUUAAAGUAUGCUGCUCCCAUGAAUUGUAUUUCAUCACUCCGUUAGUAGAUUGUGUGGCAGAAAAAACCCAGCUAUGUAUGCACGGUGAAACAGGUAUUGAACUUGUUCAGUAUUUGCGCAUCUAUUAUGUUUAGUAAUCUCCCUUACUCAUGGAAUGUUUAAAAUAAAGUAUAUUCUGUAGGCCAAAACCCUGUGCAUUCAGCAGUAAUAAUUAGGUGGUCAGGUGGCAUCCUUAAGUUAUAAGGAUUUCACUCUGGUCUGUUGUAUAACAUUUCUAAAAAGACAAACUUCUGCAAUUUGACCAUUGUUUAGUUUGAAGGGGGGAAAAGACGUUCAGUGACAUUUCUAAUCUUUAGCCACAGGAAAGGAAUAGUUGAGCUUAAUUAAAAAGCUGCUAUUUAGCAGUCAAGAUGUAGUUUUGGAAAUGAAAGUUAAAAAAAUAUAUAGAUAUAUUGGUGGUACUUCUAGCUUAUUAUAUAUGCAAUACUUUGUAUCUAUAACAUCCACCUGCAUUUGCCAAAUGAUUUUCACUGUAAAAUACUAUUACAAUGAUUCUGUAUGAGUUCAGACAAUACACCUUUAAUGGUGAAGCAGUCAAUGACUGAAUUAUUGACUUGUGUCACAAGUAAUUUUGCACAUAAGGAUUCAUUUGCAACCCUUGGUAUUUUGUGUGUUUUCAUAUGUUGCAGUAUGGUAAACUGCUGUAAACUUUUCUGUCUGUUAAUAAAAUGUUUGCUAUGGAUUUCUUACCUUAGCAAGAAGAAUCUGUGAAACCACCUGCUACCAUUCUCAGUUGACUGCAAUUGUUUAAGUAUUCCAAACUGUAUUCUGCUACAUAAUAAACAUGAUUGUUGCCUACAGAUUUGGGGUGAACAUGAAUUAAAGAAUUCUACAUGCA
This is a messenger RNA of Sceloporus undulatus (fence lizard), 5414 nucleotides long. RefSeq names its product rho GTPase-activating protein 7-like. The transcript has 14 exons. Gene Ontology annotation, biological process: actin cytoskeleton organization; signal transduction; regulation of Rho protein signal transduction. The coding region runs from base 110 to 3427 and encodes 1105 amino acids. Gene Ontology annotation, molecular function: GTPase activator activity; lipid binding; protein binding. The record is from RefSeq and is a predicted model, not a curated record. Lineage: Eukaryota; Metazoa; Chordata; Lepidosauria; Squamata; Phrynosomatidae.